Pyricularia grisea is the source of this 1233-nucleotide messenger RNA. RefSeq lists its product as uncharacterized. The transcript has a single exon. The record is from RefSeq and is a predicted model, not a curated record. Lineage: Eukaryota; Fungi; Ascomycota; Sordariomycetes; Magnaporthales; Pyriculariaceae. The coding region runs from base 1 to 1233 and encodes 410 amino acids.
AUGGUUUUAAAACUAGGGCCGUCAUGUCCUGUGGACGGCGCCUUUUACGUUUGCGAUGAAUCUCCCAUCAAGUUCAUCGGUUGCUGUAUGACCAAUCCAUGCGACAAUGGUGGUGUCUGUGACAGCAAAGAUCUUCGAACAGCUACUUUCAACAGAGGUUCCUACGACAAAGUGCCUCCACAAAGCUGCUCAAGUUCGAAUGGAACCAAGUCGUGGUUCACCUGCCAGAACAACAACAUUCCGUUUCUUGGUUGCUGUUCAGAAAACCCUUGCAAACCAACAGGCUGCCCGCAGGACAAACUGAUCCCCUCCCGCCUGAGCGAUAACGCAACAGAAGCCGCAGUCUUCAUCGAGGACCAUCCGACGGCAGCACCUUCGCCACCACCAGUGACGACGUCCUCGCCCGCGCCAGUAGAGAGUAGCAACAAAAGCUUGCACCCCGGCAUUAUUGCCGGCAUCGUCGUCGGCGCGCUCAUUGUUCUUGCCCUGAUCGUUCUGCUUGUCUGCUGGAAGAUGGGAUGGCGGUUACGAAACAAGGAGGAAGACAGCCGAGUUAUCGCAGAUUUCCCUGCGACCUAUGUCAAUAAUGCCCUGCCCGACAUGGGCGAGGCUCAAUCCCAAUACCAAAGCAGCAACCCCCAUCACAGCUUCAGCCCAGAUCAUUUCUCUCCAGAGGCUUACAACAUCAAGGUCAUGCCCGGCCUGGCACCCAAGACAUCCAUACGGUCGUCGAGGACAACACAGACAAUGGUUCAAGAAGAUGACGAUAGUCGUCCAGUCGAGGGAAGGGGAGACCAGUACCUGUCUGGCAACACACUCGCACCCACAAUGGUCGCAGGCGGUGGUUUGUCCAUGAGAUCCGUCUCGCAACCUACCUCACCAAUCACGUCCAACACCAACGCUCAUAGGGUCAGCAUGAUGAGCGCUGUUUCCGACUCGCAUGGCCAAUAUGCACGCGUCAACAACAUGAUGGUGGAUUCACCCGAGCCGUCUCCGAGUUUCGGGCUCAUCCCGGAGGUGGCGGGUGAGCAACGGGAUCAGCGUCAGCAGUCACCACCACCACGACCUCGCUCCAUGUCGCCGCCGCAGCAAUUCCAACAGCCCUAUUACGCAUCACGUCAGUCAUAUCAAGCUGUUCCCAGUCUGCCACCGGCAGAACUGCCAGACGCCGAGCCUGUCAACAGACCAAUGCAAGCGAGUCAACAGCAGUGGCAGCCCUAUCGGCCAAAAUGA